GCUGCAUGACGUCCCAGCAGCUCGCGGAUUGGCUAGGGCCGGCGCUGGUCAUGUGAUCUCCGUGACGUGUCCAGGGAAGUGUCCACUGCAGGUGCUAUACUGUGUGAGACCGAAGCGCGCAGACCCCCGGAGGCCGGCAUAGUAACAGAGCUCGGACCCGCUGCAAGCUCAGUGAGCGUCGCCGUGUUGGGUCACCAGCUGCGGUCUGGCGGCGUCACCAUGAUCAAAGCCAUACUGAUCUUCAAUAACCAUGGCAAGCCCCGGCUCUGCAAGUUCUACCAGCACUACAGUGAAGAUACACAACAACAAAUCAUCAGAGAAACAUUCCAUUUAGUGUCCAAAAGAGAUGAAAAUGUUUGCAAUUUCUUAGAAGGCGGCUUGCUAAUAGGGGGCUCUGACAACAAGCUCAUAUAUCGUCAUUAUGCAACAUUAUAUUUUGUGUUUUGUGUGGAUUCGUCAGAGAGUGAGCUUGGCAUUUUAGAUCUGAUACAAGUCUUUGUGGAAACCUUGGACAAGUGCUUUGAAAAUGUCUGUGAACUGGAUUUAAUUUUCCACGUAGACAAGGUCCAUAACAUUCUUGCAGAAAUGGUGAUGGGAGGUAUGGUACUAGAAACAAACAUGAAUGAAAUUGUUACUCAGAUUGAUGCUCAAACCAAACUGGAAAAAUCUGAGACUGGUUUAGCAGGAGCUCCAGCGAGGGCUGUGUCUGCCGUAAAGAAUAUGAACCUUCCGGAGAUGCCGCGGAAUAUUAACAUUGGGGACAUCAGUAUAAAAGUGCCAAACUUGCCCUCGUUUAAAUGACCUGACCCUUCACUGUUAAUAUAAUAAUCUGAUAUGUUUACUAAAUAAAAUUUAAAAAAAUGAAAAAAAUACCUUUUAUUGAGUGAAAAGUGUAGGAAUUCUGUAGAUUAUAUGUGGAAAUGUAUAACUGAUAUAGUUUUACUCAGCAUUGCAAACACUAGGAAAAGUAUGAUUUCCAUAUUGCAUUCCUAUGCCUCUUUGAGUGCCAGAAGUACUAGCAAACUGAAUAACAAUGUCCUGUAUCUUGUAGUAGAUUGUAAUGGCACUUAAACAGUUAAGGCGUGUCUUGGCUUUUGACCUAUCCUGGAAAAAAUAUUUAAUAUGUAUUGUUGUUGUUAAAGCCACAGUGUUAUCUUUUCUAUCCACUUAACUUCUAUAAUUAGAUGCUGAGCAUUCCAUGUUGAUCUAGAUUACUUGAGAAUGUGUAGUGUACCACGCACGAGAACAGUUAGAUAAAGAUUUUUUUUUUUUUUUUUAAUUUCCAACUUAAUUAACUGGUUCUGGACUCCUUUGUGUUUGAAAAAAUAUACUACAACUUUUUUAUUAUUAUUAUUUUUAUUGGUUUCUUGCUCCUUGGCAUGGAUGGAAAUAAAAUCUAAAAUAAUAUUUGAAAACUGUAAUAAACCUGCUGAGGUUGUAGUGUCUUGGAUUUGAUGUUCUGUAAAAUAAAUAUUUUAUGAAUGUAUCGGUUGUCUAUUUCCGCCGCAUGUAAAGGUAAAGGUGGGUUUAUUUUUGCUUGUUUUGUUUUUGGUUUCUGUGUUUUUGUUUUUUAUAAGCUGAAUGUAUUGUGAGCCAAGUUACCAUUAAGUUCAAACCAUAAUCACUCUGUGUUCUGACCGUUCCCAUUUCCAUGUUCGUGUAUCAAAGGGUCAUGGAAUAAAAAUGAAUAUUCAUUAAA
Molecule: messenger RNA, 1699 nt
Organism: Pelobates fuscus (common spadefoot toad)
Lineage: Eukaryota; Metazoa; Chordata; Amphibia; Anura; Pelobatidae
Gene: AP3S1
Product: adaptor related protein complex 3 subunit sigma 1
Exons: 6
Coding region: 220-801 (193 amino acids)
Biological process (GO): intracellular protein transport; Golgi to vacuole transport
Cellular component (GO): membrane coat; intracellular membrane-bounded organelle; AP-3 adaptor complex
Source: RefSeq, a predicted model, not a curated record